GGGCUCCUCCUGGUGAGGGUGGGGACCCCGGCGGUGGCGCGGGCGGCAGCGGGACCCCUGGGCGUGCGCAGCAGUGUCUGGGGCGCCAGGACGCCUCCGCGCGGUGGGGUUGGCGUUGGCGCUGGACGGCCGGCGCUGAAUGGUGGUGAGCUGCUGUGGCCUUGACCUUCCCAGGGAGCAGAUGGAGUGGGCCGGUGACCACUAGCCGGAAGGGCAGCAGCUGCGAGGACCCCAGAACCCCAGCAGCUGCCACCGGUGGGAAAGACGACCUGGACACCCGAGCAAGAAUAUCAUCGUCCGUCCACUCAGACCCUGUUCUUUGAUUUUACUGUGCUGAUAUUUGAAAGGCUGAAAGACUUCUCAUCUUCUGCUACUGACUGAAUCUUGACACUUUCAUGCUAAAUGGCGUGUAAUGAUUGCUUUAGUUUGAGCUAUCCCGGUAACCCCCAGCCAGGGGACUUGAUUGAAGUGUUUCGUUCUGGCUAUCAGCACUGGGCACUGUACCUGGGUGAUGGUUAUGUUAUCAACAUAGCACCUCUAGAGGAUGGUGUUUCUGCAGCAUUUACCAGCGCCAAGUCCAUAUUUAGCAGGAAGGCCCUAGUGAAGAUGCAGCUCCUGAAGGAUGUUGUGGGAAACGACACAUAUAGAAUAAACAAUAAAUAUGAUGAAACUUAUCCUCCUCUCCCUGUGGAGGAAGUCAUACAGCGCUCAGAGAUUGUUAUUGGAGAGGAGGUGGAUUAUGACAUACUUGUCAACAACUGCGAGCAUUUUGUGACUCUGCUUCGCUAUGGAGAAGGAAUUUCAGAGCAGGCCAACCAAGCAAUAAGUACCAUUGGGUUUGUGACCGCUGCUGCUGGUGCCUUCUCACUCCUGGGAUUGUUUCCAAAAAGACAAAGAGCAAAAUACUGUUAACAAUUUACUGAAGAAAUAUUGGAACUGAAGGAAUUUGUGAGGAGGGGAAAAAAACUAGGAUGAAUCCUUAUUUUCAAUGCAUCAUUAUUGCUGCAAAUUCUGGUGAUGGAUGGCAGGCUCUUUAAUAAAUUGCUUACUGGUGUUAUCUCA
Molecule: messenger RNA, 1062 nt
Organism: Suricata suricatta (meerkat)
Lineage: Eukaryota; Metazoa; Chordata; Mammalia; Carnivora; Herpestidae
Gene: PLAAT1
Product: phospholipase A and acyltransferase 1
Exons: 5
Coding region: 403-912 (169 amino acids)
Biological process (GO): N-acylphosphatidylethanolamine metabolic process
Cellular component (GO): cytoplasm
Molecular function (GO): A2-type glycerophospholipase activity; glycerophospholipid phospholipase A1 activity
Source: RefSeq, a predicted model, not a curated record